This is a messenger RNA of Hordeum vulgare subsp. vulgare (domesticated barley), 1598 nucleotides long. RefSeq names its product GDSL esterase/lipase At5g45910-like. NCBI's taxonomy places the organism in Eukaryota, Viridiplantae, Streptophyta, Magnoliopsida, Poales, Poaceae. The record is from RefSeq and is a predicted model, not a curated record. Gene Ontology annotation, molecular function: hydrolase activity, acting on ester bonds. The coding region runs from base 63 to 1289 and encodes 408 amino acids. The transcript has 3 exons.
CGAUCAGCUAUAUAGUCAGCUCCAGCCCGUGAAGUGCAACUACGAACAAGGCAAAGGCAGCCAUGGCUCUUGCUCUAGGACGCCGCCUGCACCUACUCAUGGUGCUGCUCCUGGCGGGCACCUGCGUUGCACCGCCGCCGCCGCAGUUCUCACCUUCGGAGGCAACGGUAGACGGCGUUAUGGCCAUCUACAACUUCGGGGACUCCAUCUCGGACACGGGGAGCCUCCUCCGGGAAGGCGACACCGGAAUGCUGCGUUACACCACGCGUCUUCCCUACGGCGUCACCAUCGGCCGCCCCACCGGCCGUUGCUCCGACGGCUUCCUCAUGAUCGACGUCCUUGCUAAAGAUCUCGGCCUCCCGCUGCUCAACCCGUACCUCGACAGGCGCGCGGAUUUCACGCACGGCGUCAACUUCGCGGUCGCCGGAGCCACCGCGCUCAGCACGACCGCACUGGCCAACAGGGGGAUCAGCGUCCCCCACACCAACAGCUCCCUUGGAGUUCAGCUCGGAUGGUUCAAGCAGUUCAUGAGCUCCACAACUAACUCCCCUCGAGAUAUACGUAAAAAACUAGCGAGUUCACUGGUGAUGCUGGGGGAGAUCGGCGGGAACGACUACAACUACGUCUUCCUGCAGCCCCGGCGGACGAGCGACAGAUACGACCCGAUCAGCAAUGCCACCCGCAGCGCGGAGAGCUUGGCGCGCGCCCUCUCGCUCGUACCGGAGGUCGUGCAAACCAUAGCGGGCGCAGCCAAGGAGGUGCUGGACAUGGGCGCCACGAGAGUGGUGAUCCCGGGCAACUUCCCCAUCGGGUGCAUGCCGAGCUACCUGAGCGCGGCGACGGCGUCGAACCCCGCAUCGCUGCGCGACAGCUACGGCUGCCUCGUCUCCUUCAACCUCCUGGCGCGCGCGCACAACGAGCGCCUGCAGCGCGCCGUCGCGGAGCUGCGGCGGUCGUACCCGGACGCCACGGUGGCCUACGCCGACUACUUCGCCGCCUACCUCGAGAUCCUCGGCCACGCGCCGCGGUUCGGCUUCGAGGGCGGCGCGGCCCUGCGGAGGGCGUGCUGCGGCGCGGGUGGCGGCGCGUACAACUUCGAGAGUAACAGGCUGUGCGGCGCGCCGGGGACGACGGCGUGCGCCGACCCGAGCGGGCGUCCCAGCUGGGACGGCAUCCACCUGACGCAGCAUGGUUACCGCAUCAUGGCCGAGCUGCUGUAUCGCCGAGGGCUCGCGUGCCCGGUUGCCGUGAAACUCCCAGGCCAGAAGCCUUGCCCGCCCGUGAGUUAAUGGGAGCAACUCUACGUGUAGACUUUAUAGUGAAGUCGUGCCCGGUUGCCGUGAAACUCCCGUGUAUCUCCGAUGUUACGAGAGCAACUCUACCACACCCCUUCGGCAAUAAUCUCUCCCAAAUAAUAACGCAGCCAGUGCUUCUGCCGUACGUUGUGGUUUGUUUGUAAAAAAAAUUCCUCGUUUUUUAGGUAAUUAACCCGUCGUUCCUCUUUAAGUGACUAAAUAGGAAAAUGUUUCGUUCUUAUAUAUUGCCCCUGAAGUUGUCAUAAAUUAUCCACCAUGCCAUCCAUAAGUGAAAAAUAAUAA